ACGUGACGCAGUGACGUAGCUGAAUGUUGUUGUUGGUGGCGGCGGCGAGCGCAGCCCAGCGCCGCGAAGAUGGAGGAGCCGUCGAGGGGACGCUGUCGCCGUUGUCGCCGCCACUGCUGCCGCGGUCGCCCGCGGGCCCGGAGCGUGAGCCACCGGGGGGAUGCUGCCUUGAGCGCCUGAUCGCCUCAGCCGGAGGAUGGCCUUGGAUGGGCAGUAGAGGCGCGGUGGCCCCGGGCUCCUGUCCCAUCAGUCUGUCUAUUGUCGUCUGUCUCUCUUGCCAUCACCACAGCUCCACCUGCUCCCGGCCCGGCCCGGUGCUCCCUUGGCUUCCUGUGGGCCCAGAGCCGGCAUGAACUCUCCCGCCAAGUCUGAUGGCGCGCCUGGCCGGGAGCCAUCCCUGGAGAUCCUGCCACGGACCUCACUGCACAGCAUCCCUGUGGCAGGGCACCAUCUCAUCUCCUCAUGCGGGUAGACAACAGCAUCCUGAGAGCGUCCUGACACCUAUGCUGCACCCUGGGUCUGGGUCAUCCUGCCCAGCACCUACCAAGCUGUCUCCUCUUGUGUCCACAGUAGAGGUGAAGCCGGCACUGCCUGGGACCAUGCCCAGUACCAUGGGCCCUGGGGUGCGGCGGGGGCUGCCGGCCGGGGCUGUGGAGCCUGUGGACCCCACAGACCCCGUGAUGCGGGAGCGGCAGCUGCAGCAGGAGCUGGCAGCCCUGAAGCAGCAACAGCAGCUGCAGAAGCAGCUUCUGUUCGCCGAGUUCCAGAAGCAGCAUGCACACCUGACUCGGCAGCACGAGGCACAGCUGCAGAAACACCUGCAGCAGCAGCAGCAGGAGAGACUGGCAGCCCAGCGGCAGCGAGACCUGGAGCAGCAGCGGCAGCGGGAACAGCAGCAGCAGGAGGAGCUGGAGAGGCAGCGGCUGGAGCAGCAGCUGGUGGUCCUGCGCCAUAAGGAGAAGAGCAAAGAGAUGGCCCCACCCGCAGGUGCCAUUGCCAGCACCGAGGUGAAGCUGCGGCUGCAGGAGUUCCUCCUGUCCAAGUCGAAGGAGCCCACGCCAGGCGGCCUCAACCAUUCCCUCCCUCAGCACCCCAAGUGCUGGGGAGCCCACCACGCUUCUUUGGACCAGAGCUCCCCUCCCCAGAGCGGCCCCCCCGGGACACCUCCCUCCUACAAGCUGCCUCUUCUGGGGCCGUACGACAGCCGUGAUGAUUUCCCCCUGCGCAAGACAGCCUCAGAACCCAACCUGAAAGUGAGGUCAAGGCUAAAGCAGAAGGUAGCUGAGCGGAGAAGCAGCCCCCUGCUGCGCCGCAAGGAUGGGACUGUUAUCAGCACCUUUAAGAAGAGAGCCGUGGAGAUCACAGGCACCAGCCACGGGGUGUCAUCCGUGUGUAACAGUGCACCUGGCUCUGGCCCCAGCUCUCCCAACAGCUCCCACAGUACCAUCGCUGAGAAUGGCUUUACGGGCUCAGUCCCCAACAUCCCCACAGAGAUGCUCCCCCAGCACCGGGCCCCCACCCUGGACAGCUCCCCCAACCAGUUCAACCUCUACUCAUCUCCCUCUCUGCCCAACAUUUCCCUUGGGCUGCAGCCCACAGUGACCGUCACCAACUCGCACCUCACAGCCUCCGCGAAGCUCACGACGCAGCAGGAGGCCGAGAGGCAGGCCCUCCAGUCUCUGCAGCCUGGUGGCUCGCUGACCGGCAAGUUCCUGAGCACCUCCUCCAUCCCCGGCUGCCUCCUGGGUGUGGCGUUGGAGGGCGACUCGGGCUCCCACGGGCAUGCGUCCCUGUUGCAGCAUGUGCUGCUCCUGGAGCAGGCCCGGCAGCAGAGCACCCUUAUUGCUGUGCCGCUUCAUGGGCAGUCCCCCCUGGUAACCGGCGAGCGCAUGGCCACCAGCAUGCGGACAGUGGGGAAGCUGCCCCAACACCGGCCACUAAGCCGCACACAGUCCUCGCCGCUGCCACAGAGUCCACAGGCACUGCAGCAGCUUGUCACACAGCAGCAGUUCUUGGAGAAGCAGAAGCAGCAGCAGCUGCAGCUGGGCAAGAUCCUCACUAAGACCGGGGAGCUGCCCAGGCCGCCCACCACACACCCUGAGGAGACCGAGGAGGAGCUUACGGAGCAGCAGGAGGCUUUGCUGGUUGAAGAGGCCCUGACAAUGCCCCGGGAGGGCUCCACAGAGAGUGAGAGCACCCAGGAAGACUUGGAGGAGGAUGAUGAGGAUCUGGAGGAUGAGGAGGACUGUUAUGUGCAGGUCCAGGACCCAGCAGGCAACAGUGGCUCCGAGGAGGGUCCCGACCUGGAGGAGCCCAGCACUGGCUACAAAAAGCUCUUCACAGAUGCCCCGCAGCUGCCGCCCCUACGUGUGUAUCAGGCGCCCCUCAGCCUGGCCACUGUACCCCACCAGGCCCUGGGCCGCACCCAAUCCUCGCCUGCUGCACCGGGUGGUACGAGGAGCCCCCCAGAUCUGCCCACCAAGUUUCUCUUUACCACUGGCGUGGUGUACGACACCUUCAUGCUAAAGCACCAGUGUGUGUGCGGGAACACGCAUGUCCACCCCGAGCAUGCCGGCCGCAUCCAGAGCAUCUGGUCCAGGCUGCAGGAGACUGGACUGCUGGGCAAGUGUGAGCGGGUCCGGGGCCGCAAGGCCACCCUGGACGAGAUUCAGACGGUGCACUCAGAGCUGCACACACUGCUGUACGGGACCAGCCCACUCAACCGGCAGAAGCUAGACAGCAAGAAGCUGCUUGGCCCCAUCAGCCAGAAGAUGUAUGCUGUGCUGCCUUGCGGGGGCAUUGGGGUGGACAGCGACACUGUGUGGAACGAGAUGCACUCCUCGAGCGCUGUGCGCAUGGCCGUGGGCUGCCUGCUGGAGCUGGCCUUCAAGGUGGCCUCAGGCGAGCUCAAGAAUGGCUUUGCCAUCAUCCGACCCCCAGGACACCAUGCGGAGGAGUCCACUGCCAUGGGAUUCUGCUUUUUCAACUCAGUGGCCAUCACAGCCAAACUGCUGCAGCAGAAGCUGAGUGUGGGCAGGGUCCUCAUUGUGGACUGGGACAUCCACCACGGUAACGGCACGCAGCAGGCCUUCUACACUGACCCUUCCGUGCUCUACAUCUCGCUGCACCGCUAUGACAACGGCAACUUCUUCCCGGGCUCCGGGGCUCCGGAGGAGGUUGGUGGGGGCCCCGGCGUGGGGUACAAUGUGAACGUGGCCUGGACUGGCGGCGUGGACCCUCCCAUCGGGGACGUGGAGUACCUGGCCGCCUUCAGAACAGUGGUCAUGCCCAUCGCCCACGAGUUCGCUCCUGAUGUGGUCCUGGUCUCCGCUGGCUUCGACGCCGUGGAAGGACACUUGUCCCCGCUGGGUGGCUACUCUGUCACCGCCAGAUGCUUCGGCCACCUCACCAGGCAGCUGAUGACGUUGGCAGGGGGCCGAGUGGUACUGGCCCUGGAGGGGGGCCACGACUUGACGGCCAUCUGUGAUGCCUCCGAGGCCUGCGUCUCUGCCCUGCUCAGUGUGGAGCUGCAGCCCUUGGACGAGGCCAUCCUGCAGCAGAAGCCCAACAUCAAUGCAGUGGCCACACUGGAGAAGGUCAUCGAGAUCCAGGGCAAACACUGGAGCUGCCUGCAGAGGUUCGCAGCAGGGCUGGGCCGUUCCCUGCGGGAGGCCCAGGCCAGUGAGGCAGAGGAGGCAGAGACUGUGAGUGCCAUGGCGCUGCUAUCUGUGGGUGCCGAGCAGGCCCAGGCCUCGACCCAGGAGCACAGCCCCAGGCCGGUGGAGGAGCCCAUGGAGCAGGAGCCCGCCCUAUGACCCCAGCCCCGGCCUUCAUCAUUGUGAUUUUGUUUAUUUUUUCUAUUAAAAACAAAAAGUCACACAUUCA
Molecule: messenger RNA, 3885 nt
Organism: Cavia porcellus (domestic guinea pig)
Lineage: Eukaryota; Metazoa; Chordata; Mammalia; Rodentia; Caviidae
Gene: Hdac5
Product: histone deacetylase 5
Exons: 27
Coding region: 372-3815 (1147 amino acids)
Biological process (GO): negative regulation of transcription by RNA polymerase II
Molecular function (GO): histone deacetylase activity
Source: RefSeq, a predicted model, not a curated record